Messenger RNA from Plutella xylostella (diamondback moth), 6831 nucleotides. Lineage: Eukaryota; Metazoa; Arthropoda; Insecta; Lepidoptera; Plutellidae. The record is from RefSeq and is a predicted model, not a curated record.
GCAACAUUGCAUUAUCCUGCUGUCACCCUGUCAAAAUCGAAGUUUUGAUUCGGCUGUUUCUUUCUUGAUAUUUUUCAGUUUUUCAGAUUAUUCUACCCUUAUGUGAUUGAUAUCUCAGUCCAGAUGAGGUAAUCGAGGUUGAGGAGUAAUCUAGUAUAUUGAAAUGUUAAUAUGAUUCCGUUGAAAGACAACCAAGAUGUGGCGAGUUUCCUCGUCACCAAGCACUCGUGGAAGGGGAAGUACAAGAGGGUGUUCUCGGUGGGCACCCACGGGAUCACCACAUACAACCCGGACCGGCUGGAGGUGACAAACCGCUGGCUGUACGCCGACGUGAUCACCGUCGCGUCCGCCAAACAUUCCAACUCCGCCCUCAACCAUGACUUCACACUGGUCAUGAAGAAAGAUAAGAAAGUGGACUCCAUGAAGUUUUCAUCAGAACAUAAAUGUCUGAUUUUAACUGAAGCUUUCAAGUACAGGCACCUGUUUGCUGAGAAACCAAAGGAUAUAUUUAGAUUCCAGGCAUACAAACACCACUGGAGUGGCACAAGACUGCCAGUGGUCCUAGAAGUCAGUCCAUGCUCUCUGGAGCAACUUGACCCCGCCACACAUUCCUUGCUGGCUAGCUACCCGUAUGCUGACAUCCAGGGCAUCCUCCCUGUCAAAGACGUUCCUGGAGGGUUUGUCCUGGCCGUUGGAGGAUACUCUCGGCUGCAUCUGUUCUCCCAUGCCACAGAACACCAAGUGAUAAUAAACAAAAUGCUGGAAAUGGCCAACUUAACGCUCAGUAUUAGUAUCAAGGUUUUGGCUACAGCUACGAUAACAUUGGAGGACUAUCACAACCAAAGAUUUGGGAAAUAUAGCGGAGACCAGCACCAGACGUCGCUGUCCGAGUUCGUGGUGCACAAGGUGUCCCCGGCGCGGCACAUGGAGCCCAUGCGGCGCACGCUCUGCCUGUCCGACACAUGCCUGCUGGAGCGCGACCCGCAGACUUACUCUGUGGUGUGCCUGCGGCCGCUGAGCGACGUGUUCGCGCUGGUGCGGGACCCGGAGCACCCGCAGCGGUUCUCCAUCGAGUACCUCAACGGACAGACCAGGACUUACUUGGCUGGGGAAAGAGACGCGCUGCUAGCCAGCCUGAUGGACGGCGUGCGGUCGGCGGGGCAGCGCGACGUGCACGCGCGCAGCACGCCCAGCCAGCGCGCGCUGCGCCUCGGCCCGCUCAUGCAGAGCGUGGACGAGGAGACAGAGUCCAACCACCUCAGAUUAUUUCAAAACCCGGUGGGCAUGUCUCGCGUGGAGGUGAUCGACCGGUUCAACGCCAACGUCGGCUACAGCGGGCUCAUCUACUCCGUCAGCCAAGACCGUCUGUUUGCGGAGAACAAAGAGAAGUUGAUCACGGGAGCUCUCUCGGCGCUAGUAAACAGUGCCCCCAGUACCGCGCUGACUUCACGCGAGUUGGAAGCACAGUUCCACGCGUUAAGGCGGCUGUGUGCCAGCAAAGUGGGGUUCGCUGCUUUCACUGCUUUGCCCGGUUUUCGCGAGUGGAUCGGCACAUCAGUCGUAGCCGCCCUCCGGCGGGACGACGCGGCCUGCUCCCACGCCGCCCUCGACGCAGUUUGCGCGCUCAUGCAGCCCAUGCACAGCGAGCCCGAGCUGCGCCAGGAGCAGCUCAACAAGGCGUCCAUGCUGAGCAGCCAGCCCUUCCUGGAGGGGCUGCUGCACAUGUGGGCCCAGCAUACAAUCGCGGGCACUGGCGCGCUAGUAGUGGCGGCCAUGUUGGACCUGCUGACGUUCGCGCUGUGCGUGCCGUACAGCGAGACCACGGACGGGAAGCAGUUCGACCAGCUGCUGGAGAUGGUCGCCGCCAGGGGGCGCGUGCUGUUCAAGCUGUUUGAGCACCCAUCAAUGGCCAUCGUCAAAGGCGCGGGGCUAGUCAUGCGAGCACUAGUCGAAGAAGGCGGCAACGGCGUCGGCACCCGGAUGCAGUCACUAGCACUAGCCGAGGCGGCGUUACCGCGGCACCUAGUGACGGCACUGUACGCGCCCGCGCGCCUGCAGCACCGGCACCUGGCGCGGCACCUGGUGGCGCUGUGGCUGGUGGACCACGCGCCCGCCACCCACUUCAUGAAGAGGAUCAUGCCGUCAGGCCUGCUGUCAUUCCUUGAGUCGACGGAGCUGCCCCCUACAAUUGAAGAACAGACGGAGGAGCGAGACAACCUGCAGCUGGCGCAGGCCACGGUCAAGCGGACCGCGCCACACUGGGAGCCGUUGGAUAGGCAGCUGAAGUACAUUGAGAAACAUAUUGAGCACUACGCGCAACUAGCCCUGCAACACUGGGCUAUGCGCGGCGGGCGCGUGUCACAACGCGAACGGGCGGACGCGAUCAGAGAACGGCCAGUCGUGUUGCGCAGGCGCAGGGAGCGAGUCAAGUCCACGGCCAACUGGCCCAUGUUCUACUACCAGUUUCACAGGGAUCACGCGCUGCCGAACCUUAUAUGGAAUCAUACUACCAGAGAAGAGCUCCGCAACGCGCUCGAGAACGAGCUGCGUUCGUUCGCCUCCGACCGCGAGGUGGCGGGGAACACCCUCAUAUCCUGGAACCACUCCGAGCUGGAGGUGCACUACCAGUGUCUGCAGAACGAGGUCAAGAUCGGCGACUACUACCUGCGCGUGCUGCUGGAGCAGCGGGACAGCGAGGACAGCCCCAUUAGGAAGUCAUACGAGUUCUUCAACGACCUCUACCACCGGUUCCUGUCGACGCCCAAGGUGGAGAUGAAAUGCAUGUGCCUCCAAGCCAUGAGCAUAGUGUACGGACGGUACUAUGAGGAUAUAGGCCCCUUCGCUGAUACCAAGUAUAUUGUGCAGAUGUUGGAUCGGACAUGUGAUAGAAUGGAGAGAGACCGGCUUGUACAGUUCCUAGCUAAGUUAAUAUUACAUAGAAGAAACGUUAGUGAGAUAUUAGAAUGGAAUGGAAUUAGAAUCCUAGUGGAGCUGAUGACGCUAGCCCACUUACACACGUCUCGAGCCACGAUGCCUACUCAAAGCAACGUGAUCGAGGGCGGCGCCAACACCGGCGGCGGGGACCGCGAGUGGUACUACAAUGCGGAGAGGAACAAACCCGUGUCUGUUACUGAGCUAAAAGAGCUCUACGAAAAGGGCGAAAUCACAAACAAGACGAAAUGCUGGGCCAACAGCAUGGAGGGCUGGCGGGCUCUGGGAGCCGUGCCGCAGCUGAAGUGGACCCUGGCAGCACGGGGGACCGCCGUGUGGGACGAGACCGCGCUCGCGGGCACCGUGCUGGACCUGCUGAUCACCGCCGCGCGCUACUACCCGAGCAGAGACGAAGAGGACGCGGUGAUCCGUCCACUGCCCAAGGUCAAGCGACUGCUCUCGGAGCCGGCCUGCCUCGCGCACGUCGUGCAACUGUUGCUGACCUUUGACCCUAUACUUGUGGAGAAGGUGGCGACACUACUCUACGAGGUGAUGCAGGACAACCCGGAGAUCUCGAAGCUGUACCUGACGGGAGUGUUCUACUUCAUGUUGCUGUACACCGGGUCGAACCUGCUGCCCAUAGCCAGGUUCCUGAGAUUGACGCAUAUGAAGCAGGCGUUCAGAGCUGACCAGAGCAGCUCCGACAUCAUGCAGCGCUCGAUCCUGGGCGCCCUAUUGCCCGAGGCGAUGGUGUGCUACCUGGAGAACCACGGCCCGGACAAGUUCGCGCAGAUCUACCUGGGCGAGUACGACACGCCUGAGGCCAUAUGGAACUCUGAGAUGAGACGCAUGCUAAUGAUGAAGAUAUCGGCGCACAUCGGCGAGUUCACCCCGCGCCUCCGGGCCCACAUCGCGGCGCGCUACCCGUACCUGGCCAUCCCGGCCGUGAACUACCCGCAGCUGCAGAGCGAGCUGUUCUGCAACAUGUUCUACUUGCGCCAUCUGUGCGACACGGCCAGGUUCCCGGACUGGCCUAUACCGGAGCCGGUGCAACUCCUAAAAGACGUGCUAGAGGCGUGGCGGCGCGAGGUGGAGAAGAAGCCCCCGUCCAUGUCUCUGGCGGCGGCCUACUCGGCGCUGGGGCUGGGCGCGGGCGCGCACGACGAGGCGGCCGUGAGGAGGGCCUACUACCGCCUCGCGCAGCUGCACCACCCGGAUAAGAACCCGGAGGGACGGGACCGUUUCGAGGAGGUGAACCAAGCCUACGAGUUCCUCUGCAGCCGUACCGCAUGGACGGGCGACGGGCCGAGUACCGACAACAUCGUGCUCAUACUGCGCACGCAGACUAUACUGUUCCAGCGGUAUUCUGACGUGCUAGCCCCGUACAAGUACGCCGGCUACCCUCAACUCCUGCGCACGGUCCGUCUGGAAACAGAAGCGGAGCGUCUGUUCAGCGCGACGGGCAGCGCGCUGCUGCCGGCGGCGUGCGAGCUGGCCCACGCCACCGUGCGCUGCUCCGCGCUUAACGCAGAGCAGCUGGCGCGCGACCAGGGGAUACUGGUCCUGCACGAAGCGAUGACGCGCUGUGUCUCCGUGCUAUCCUCCACAUCAUCACAAGAGACUUUAGCAUCAUCAGUCUGUGCUUACUGCUCGAGAUGCUUCGCCGUAGCAGCGCAGUUCCCCUCGUGUCUGCAAGUCAUGAGCGAGCUGCCACUGUUGUGUGGAAACCUUAUUCCGCUGUUGACUAGACCUAAUCUCGGCGACACAGCCUGCGCCGGCGCCGAGGCGGUGGCAGCCCUAGCCGUCGACCCUGCGUGCCGCGCAGCCCUAGUACAAGCGGGGGCCGUGCACGCUCUCAUACCUCUUGUAUUGAGAUACGAUUAUACGCUGACAGAGAGCGGCGUCGACACCACGCAGGCUAAUACUAAUAAACAGGAGGUGGCCAACACACUGGCCCGGCUCAGCGUGCAAGCACUAGCGGCACUGUACGGGCCACACGACACACGGGGCGCGGAGGAUGUGCGCGUCUGCUCCACGCUGCACACCCUGCUCACCCCCUACCUGUGCCGCCGGCUGCACACCAGCGCCCCGCAUGAGCUCCUCAAAACGCUCACCUCCAACUGGCGAACCCCCUACCUAGUCUGGGACAACAGCGUCCGCGCGGAACUAUCAGCUGCCCUGGAGACAGCCGGUCUGACCGGUGACGUCACGGGGCUGGCGUACUCGGCGCACGAGGGGCUGCUGCCCGUCGGCCACGUGUACCUGCGCAUCUACAACCAGCGCCCCGAUGAACCUAUCGAGAACCCUCAACAGUUCGUGCUGGACCUGCUCCAGUUCAUCUCCGAGCAGACCGCCGCCGACCUCAGCGCGGAGAGGGUGGAACACAUCACCAUGGCGUUGACUGCGCUCUCCAACUGUAUUAUCAAGAAUCCAGGAGUAGAGAUCCAGUGCAUCGGUCAGUUCGGCCUGCUCUUCGGGCUGCUGUCUGCGCGCGCUCACUCGGGCGUUCAACAAGCGGCGUUGGCGGCGGUGCUGGCGGCGUCGGGCAACCGCGCCGUGUUGGAGGAUAUAGCGGCUACGCAUGUGCUCGGUCACCUGCUAGCGCUGGUGGGCACUCGGCCGCCGCCAGAGGGCGCGCUGCCCGCACUCUCCGCGCUGCUGGCCAAUACCAGCCUCGUCAAGGAGGCUUUGGCUAAAGGAGCCGUGAUCUACCUGCUGGACAUAUUCUGCAACAGCAAGGUGCCGGAGACGCGGGAGGCGGCCGUGGAGAUCCUCGCCUGCAUGAUGUCCGACAAACUGCACGGACCUAAGGUGCGCCUCACAAUAUCGCGAUACAUCCCGGCGGUGUUCGCCGAAGCUAUGUGCGCGGGCGCCCCGCAGUCUGUCAUACACAUGAUGGACUCUCGCCACGAGCAUCCAGAACUAGUGUGGAGCGAUGAGGCGAGGGCCACUGUCGCCGCCACCGUCGCAGCGUGCAGAGACAGGCACCAAUCCAAACAGCUGCGCGAUCCGAACGCGCUAUUCGAAGACUCCACCAAUACCCAGAAUGCUCAAUGGACGCCGCCGGGCGAGGUGGCUGUGGGCGGCGUGUACCUACGGCUGUUCCUACAGAACCCUCAGUGGAGUGUGAGGGCUCCCAAGAAGCUGCUGCAAGAGCUGCUGACUGAGACUCUUGCUACGCUGCCUAAGGAUUGUAGUGAGGGUAGCCGCGGCGACGUGUGCGCGCAGGCCCUGGCCGCCCUCCUGCGCACGCGGCCCGCGCUGGCCGACGCGUGCGCGCAGCUGGGCGAGCUGCCGCGCCUGGCGCGCCUGCUGCCCGCCUGCCCGCGCCAGGCGCUGCCCGUGCUCGCCGCCGUGGCCGGCACGCAGUCGUGCGUGACAGCGCUGUCAUCCACGGACGUGAUGGCGGGCGUGCGCGCGGCGGUGAAGUCGUGCCGCGACGUGGCGGGCGUGGCGUGCGAGGCGCUGGCCGCCAUCUUCAGCAGCUCGGCCAACACCGACCGCCUCGUGUCUCAGGCUCUAGAAACGGACCUAAUCGGCGAGCUGCUAUCCCUCCUAGAGUCUGGCCUGGACGGGCAGACGGCCGCUCAGCUAGUGAACGCACUCAAGGCCAUGUCCAGGUCGCAACUGCACGGAGAGAGAGUGAAGAGUGUGCUGUCUCGCUCCCGCGUGUGGGAGCAGUACGCGGCGCAACGGCAUGAUCUGUUUAUCACGUCUACGAAUAAUUGUCAUCAGCUUACAGGGGCCCCACCCUCGGCCGGCUACCUGACAGCGCCGCCGACAAACAUCCAGGCGCAGCCGCCGCCCAUCGACUGACCGCCAUCUUGGCCGCCGCGGCAGACGCAGCUCUGACGUACGUCCCCAUUAUACUUGUUCACGAGAUGUAAUACUGGCUGGUGU